AUGGCGCCUGUUAACUACCGCUCCGACGCUGAGAUGACAUGGCGAGAGGACACGAACAUCGGAGCCAAAAAUGAAAGUCUUGGCUGUCAAUUCUGCCCGCGCAAAUUCCCGACGAAAACCAAGGCGGCACGCCACGAGGAAAGCCACGAUUUAAUAAGAAGAUGGGGAUGUCGUCAUUGCGCUAAGCAGUACAAAGAUAAGUAUGAUGUAAAAAAGCAUCUCUGCUCCGCGCACGGACACAACAACGAAAAUUGGGAAGAGGGUGCGCGAUAUAUUGGGACCGACAUUGAGCCACCGAUGAUCGGGCCGGUUAAAACACGCCGACCGAGAAAAGCUUUGGCUCCUCUGGCUCUCAAUGCCACCUUGGACUCUUGUUCAAAAAAUAAUUCGAGCUUUGUUGUAAACGCGCCUGCAAACCAAUUCGGCUUCUCGAAUUCCAGUAAUCAACAAUCAUCUUCUGGUCCUUUUUUGGAAGAAGCGGGGCAACUCGUCCUUUCUCGGGCUCAGGUGGAGGUUCAAGUGGCGGAUUUGGAUGCAGCGCCUUCGGUAGCAGCGGCGUCAGAGCCUUUGGGUCAACUUCAUUCGGUGGCAGCUCAGCUUUCGGCUCAUCCGCUUUUGGUUCAAGUGGCGAGUUUGGAGGCAGCGCCUUCGGUAGCAGCAGCGUCAGUCCCUUUGGCUCAACUGCCAGUUGAAGUGAUGAUAUUUUCAAAACUAAUUCUACCACUCUCUGCGUUUGCUCUUGAAACUGCAACGGGAGCGGCAAACUUUGUCGAGGAAUACGUCGAGAUUUAUUCCCUCUGCGCCGAAACCGAGCUGGGAUUUCACCAAGAAACCGAUGAAAUGUCCCAGGAGCUAAUGGCUCAUAUCGGGGACGCCUGCGAUAAUUUCACGAGAACCUACAUCUGCAUGGAUUACCAACCUCCAGAAGGCUUUUCAGACCUGAAAAAGCCCGAAAAACGCGCUUCUUUUCCCGAAAACACCCCGAAUUUCUUUGUCUGA
Oikopleura dioica is the source of this 999-nucleotide messenger RNA. Lineage: Eukaryota; Metazoa; Chordata; Appendicularia; Copelata; Oikopleuridae. The record is from the annotation of a GenBank genome assembly.